AGAUGCGGAGACGGAGACGUCUUUGAAAGCAUCAGUGCAUCGAUUUCCUCGGAACGCGCACGUCGACGUCGACGUCACGAAAAUGAUUGUUCGCCAUGGAACGUUAUGGGCGAUCGUUAUGGUGCUCGUUCUUCUCGUAUCGCUCUCGUCGUCCGUGAAGCUACGGAAGCCACGAAAAAGACUUACGGCCACGAGAAUCCCGUAUCAACAGUCUAGAAUCGAACCGGUGAUCAUAAGGGUGAUGCACAAAUACCCCGACGGCGGUUUCCACGUCGGUUGCACCAAGGGCAAGUGCAGAAUCGCGCACGACAAGCAUAAUGUCGACGUUAACAAAGCGAUAUCCGAGGAAGACGGUUCCCUCUCCGACAAGGAAGCGUUGCGUUACGUCGUCCAUCCGAAGGAAUACGAGCAUUUCGUAUUGAAGAAAAAUACAGGACACGGGAGCAGAUACAAGAGGGACUCUGCAUUUCCGGGAUCGCAUACGUUAAAUGCGGAAAAUGACGUCGCGAUCGCCGGUGUGACCGAUGCAAAUCGAACCUCGGCGAACGGGAAUACCACGGGUCUCGUGAGAGUCCCGCUAUACAGAGUCGACAAGUAUAGAAGAGUUAAUCCCACGCACAGAACGAAAAGAAGCCUAGCCGCCGACUAUUUUACACGAAGAAACGACAGCUAUUAUUAUGCGCAGCGGAAAGCCGUUAUGGACAGAUAUUACGCUCGGCAGCGUGAGAUAAAUGCGCGAUAUGUCAAUCGAACGGGUGGCAUUCCGCGACCGGAACGCAACGACGUGUCGCGGCAUCGUCCGGUGAUGAGCAACGCCAGCCUCUUCGAAUUUGGAUACGCCAACGAGUACGCCAACAAGGACCCGGCGACGCGGGACAGCGGGACUUUUCGUUAUUCGUUCGUAAAACUCGAUCCGGUAUACAGCAACGAGUCGCAACGGUACAACGGAAAGUCGGCCGAAUUGGCCAGUCGGCGAAACGUCGCUCCGGAGAUCAAUCUCGAUUUCAAGUCCGACGCGGACGUGCCGCAAAGCACGAGAAGCAGCAACAACGACAUCGAAAGAAACGCGUUGGAUCUUUUCGUUACGCCUACGCCAUGCACGAGCAUAUCUUUGUCUGGCACUUUCGCACCGAAAACGCGAUCCAAGAACGCCGAGAAUUGCACCCAGACAGAGCAACGGAGCAACGAAGACCUUGAUUACAAUUCGACAGAUAGUGAUAAUAGCGAAGGCAGACAAAGAUGGGGAAGGUGCAAAGGGGAAAUCGUGUAUCAGCACAACCUGCUUCUAGGAUUAACGGGUCCCUCGAAUCUCAACGCUUUGUUCGAGGUGAUCAUUCAGGGUCCCGUCUGCAUCACCUGCGUGGAGACGUUGCGAUAUAACGAAACGAGAGCGACUGUCACGUUGGAUUCCGGUGGACGUGGCCACGAUUACGCCAAACUCAGACUACAGGGAUACGAGAACGAGGGAUUCUCCUACAUAAUAAAAGUUUGGGGCGUCAAGAAAAUCAGUCAGGUUUGCGACAACGUAGACUAAUCGGAAGGUAUAAAUAAGCUGCGAAAAUAAGUGAACCAAGUAAUACUACCAGUUAUUCACGUAUAAAAAGUCUUUAAUGUAAAAAUUAAGUAUCUUUUCUAUAAAUAUAUUGAUAUGUAGCAUUUAACGUUAUUUUAGUCUUACUAUAUGAUACUAAGUGAGUCGCAUCGCAAGCUAUAUAAAACAGAAAAACAAAUUAACACAUAUGUAAAAUACAUCACAAAAGUUCAAAACUGUCUCCAUGAAAAAUAUCAAACGAAUUGUAAAAGUAAUUCGAUUUUCUCUUUUGAUUCGGCAUCAGUCUAAGUCAGUAGUAAAAACAAAACUUUUUUUUAACAUUGUCGAGCUGCAGCGUCAUACAUAUUGAAUAUUAUAUACUCAAGUAAUCGCAAUUAAAGUUCAAAUGUACUGCCAAUCGAUUGCAGAACUGCGUCAACGAGCAGUCGAUUAUUUUUCAACGUACAAACAAUAAAGGCUUUUUA
Pogonomyrmex barbatus (red harvester ant) is the source of this 2016-nucleotide messenger RNA. RefSeq lists its product as uncharacterized. Lineage: Eukaryota; Metazoa; Arthropoda; Insecta; Hymenoptera; Formicidae. The record is from RefSeq and is a predicted model, not a curated record.